AUGGUUUCCGAAACACAACAGUCUACCUCCACGCAGUCCACCGAACAACGCACACAGUCUACACAGCAGGCGUCGCAGCAGGAAUACAUCGUAGACACUACUUGCUGGGGAAGCCUCAUUUCAUGCAACCCUAAGGUUCCAGGCUACAAGUUCGAAAAGGCGGUCCAGGAAUAUCGCAUUGGCAGGAAGGCAGGCCCGUCCGUCGAGAUCGUUCUCCCCGCGCCCAAAAUCAGCGGUCGUCACUGUACCAUCAAAUGGAAUGGCGAAGAGAACGCGACGUCGGCGGUGACGGUCACCGAUAACUCGCGCAAUGGCACGUUCAUCAAUGGCGGGCGAAUUCCUACCGGGACGUCCCAUAUUCUGCGCGACGGUAAUGAGAUUGCGUUUGGGUCCCGUAAGCUACUGGACUUAGAGGUUGAGGCUUAUGACUAUCGGUUCAUCUUCCGCCAUACACCCUUUAACACGUCUGCAGAAGGCGUGCACAAGAGCUACGAUAUGCUCCAUGAGCUCGGCAAGGGCGCAUUCGCAACGGUCAUGAAGGCGCUGAACCGGGCGGAGGGGCAGUGGUACGCGGUGAAGAUCGUGCACGUCCGCAAGCUCAAGCUGCGCGAUGGGUGGGAGAAGGCGCUCGAGGGCGGCCUCCCGACCGACCCGAAUGCGAGGAAGAUGCUGCGCGAAAUCAAGAUCCUCGAGAAGUUGGAACACAGGAACGUGUGUCAGCUGAAGGAGGUGUUCCUGGAGAGCCAUAGCAUCUACCUCGUCUUGGAGCUGGUCCAGGGCGGUGAUCUCAUGAAGUACCUGCUUCAGAAAGAGGCAAAUAAGGAGACAAUGUCAGAAGCCCAGUCGGCACACAUCAUUCUCCAGAUCUGCGAGGCUCUCGCCUACGUCCACAGCAUGGGCGUCGCACAUCGUGACUUGAAGCCCGAGAACGUGCUCUUGACGAGGGAUAACCCUCCCGUCGUCAAGGUCGCGGAUUUCGGCCUCGCCAAGGUCAUCGACACGUUCACAGAUCUGCAGAGUUUGUGUGGCACGGACAAAUACCUUGCGCCCGAGGUUGUGAUUCACGGCCCGGAGGGUUACAACCAAAUCGUGGACAGCUGGAGCGUCGGCAUCAUCGCGUUCAUCAUCCUUACUCUCCACCAUUCUCCGUACGUCGAUGAUCUGGAGAACGAGGGCCUCGAGACUCGCGUCACUAAUCGUGAAGUGAACUGGGCGUGCCUCCGAAGCCGCGGCGUCGACGAACAGUGCGAGCGAUUCCUGCACGGUCUUCUCGAAUUCGAUCCCACCCGGCGAACCACCAUGGCGGACGCCUGCCUUGACCCGUGGCUGGUAGCGCAGGCGGCGGCGGGGCUUGACAUCACAUCGGAGCAUCCUCUUUACCUACUUCCCGCAUCUAGCCCAGCCCCGGAGCUUCCUGGCGACUCCAAGCGAUUUUCUUCGCACGAUGACGGCGCCCCGCUCGCGGACCUUAAACGAGGGGCUUCAGGGGCUUCAGGCUGUAGAGGCUCGACCAGGGCUAGCACCGAAGAGGUCGACCAACCCCAGCCGCGCUCUAGAUCCACCCUCACGCGCACUGCCACUGUCGUUCACGAGGAGGGCGAGUCUAAUCUGGGAGAGACGGUGCGCGCGUACAACUUCAAGCGUAAGGUCAAGGACAGGUCCGACGCGUCGCUUAACCCGGAGGCCGACUCAUCGCGCGACCUGCGCUCCGAGACGACGGUCGGCGUGGCGCCCGCGACGGAGCCCCGUGAAGUGAAGAAAGGGUCCUCUCGACGCGCCCCGGGGAUUAAGCGAGUCCGGACUGGAGGGAGCGAGACUGCUGGGUCGAGUGCGAAUGGUGAUGAGUCUGAUGAGGUUCCGGGGCUGGUGCGCCGUCGGUCGCCGCGGUUGAAUCCGCCUCCAUCCUGA
Trametes versicolor FP-101664 SS1 is the source of this 1908-nucleotide messenger RNA. RefSeq names its product kinase-like protein. The transcript has 10 exons. Gene Ontology annotation, molecular function: protein kinase activity; ATP binding; protein binding. Lineage: Eukaryota; Fungi; Basidiomycota; Agaricomycetes; Polyporales; Polyporaceae. Bases 1 to 1908 code for a protein of 635 amino acids. The record is from RefSeq and is a predicted model, not a curated record. Gene Ontology annotation, biological process: protein phosphorylation.